This is a messenger RNA of Musa acuminata AAA Group (dessert banana), 1953 nucleotides long. RefSeq lists its product as uncharacterized. The record is from RefSeq and is a predicted model, not a curated record. NCBI's taxonomy places the organism in Eukaryota, Viridiplantae, Streptophyta, Magnoliopsida, Zingiberales, Musaceae. The transcript is spliced from 4 exons. The coding region runs from base 1350 to 1925 and encodes 191 amino acids.
CGGAUCUGAAAACACACCCCAAGCUAAAGAAAAGACUCGAAAGUCUAUGCUUACACAAAGAGACAAGUAAUAAUGAUUAUGGCAUUCCAGGAUACAUGUGGAUCUGCCAUGGCAGGUUUAGCUUUUUGUUUGGAGAUAAUGCAGUGCACCUAAAAAUGAAUGGGUCUUCUUCUUAUUCUGUCAUUGUCCCUUCUUGGCAUUGUCUCGAGGCAUCUUUUCUCCCUCCAUACAUACUUCAACUGCAGUUGGCCAAGCUAUUGCAUUGGGAUUUGUUCCAGUAGAGUCUGUGUAGAGAAUCUUGAGGUGCUCCUCUGCCUCAUCAGCAAGGAAUGCUGAGUUCCAUCUUUCCAUAGCACAGGAGUGAAGCUGAUAGAAGACUUCAGAUUUCUUCAGCUAAUAUCAAGGGGAAGAGGAUGGAUGGACCCUGUAAUCUUCUUCUUCUUCUUCUUCUUCUUCUUUACUGGACUAGAAAGUGGGCUGCUUAUAUUUCCUCCAGAUGACAAAACAUUUACUGUCAAUUUCUUUUCUUAGGUGUUGAUCUUUGUUUCACCAAGAAACAUCCUUCCGUGCUUCUGAGAGUUACUCAAGUUCCCAUACAGAGCAGUUUCUUUGGAAGAAACUGGUUGAAAACCUCUCACCUCCUCAAAUAGUUUGUGGAAAUGAUCUACUGAAUCCUUUUAAUAUGCAGGACUGAGCUCAACAUGAAGAAUCAUAGUCUCAGACUGUUUAGAAUACCUACUCUUCUGUUGCUGAACAUGAGACUGAUCUAAUCUUACUUGUUUGUCAUCACCUUUCUUCCGAUAGGCAGAGUUGCUGCAGACUGAAUAAUCUGGUAGAGCUUUUUUGCCUAACAAAAAGAAGCUCAGAUGGGUACAAUCAAGAAGAUUAGCUGACUGAUAAGUAGCCUAGCUUUUGGAGGCAACCUGAAUUCCUAUCCUUUGCUUGAUUCAAUCAACUUGCAACACUAGUUCUUGCAGGUUUUCAUUCAGUUCUUGGAAGACAGAAUCUGAAGCAGACAAUAGAGUCCAGAAGUUGCAGUGUCUUGAACUCCAUUCUUGAUGAGUGAUGUCCUGAGGCGUGCAGAAAUUUAGUUCUUGGCACUAUCUUAAGCAUCUUUCCUCUUCAUGUAUGUAUGUAUACAUGAACUGCAAUUGGCCAAGACACAAGAUGCCAAAUGAUCAUUAAAUGAUGAGAUGCUCAGCUCGAUCAAUCAACCAUUGUUUAGGAUCAUUUCUUCUUCAAAAGAUUAGCCAAGAAUAGCAAGAAUCCAAAACAAAAUUGGCCUUAUCCAAUAGAGCAUCCCAAGUAUCACUCCCCAAACAUCAUCUUCACUCCAUUUCUGAAAACCCAUGGAGAGAUGCAUGAAGCAGUAUGACAAGGACUACAUGGAAAUGAAAACGAUCAUGUUAAAGCAGGAAGGAACUUUCAGACACCAGGUCCACGAACUCCAUCGUCUGUACCAAAUUCAGAAGCUGUUGAUGUGGAAUACAAAGCCUGCUGCCAUGAAAAUGCGACGACAUAUGAAGCCAGAAACCGAGUUAUGGAAUGUAGAGAACGAGACAGCAUCUCACAGAAACUCACACAGGAGGCAACCUCUUUGUUCUCUUGAUCUGGAAGCCCCAGCAGAGUACAUCAGAAGGCACAAUGGAGAUGAAGAGAGUGAGUUGGAGCUGACACUUGCUACCGGAAGCAGCAGAUCUCAACGGAAGAGAAAAUAUGCUACGUUUACUUCAGAUUCAGGAUCAACCUUUUCUUCAUCCUCAAUUGAAUCUGGGGGUUUAGUCCCAGAUAUAUCCACCAGGUUCAGAAAUGAAGGAAAGAGUGGGCUCAACAUCGAGGAACAGAUGAGACAGGAUGCAGCAAAACAACCUCCUUGGCUCUUCCAAUGUACCAAACAAGACAUGGUGGCUUCUUUCAGAUUGUAAUGAUUCAUAUGAUUCUAGCUUUCUACCA